Archocentrus centrarchus (flier cichlid) is the source of this 5744-nucleotide messenger RNA. It is a transcript of the gene ptpn21, whose product is annotated as protein tyrosine phosphatase non-receptor type 21. The transcript has 20 exons. The record is from RefSeq and is a predicted model, not a curated record. Bases 338 to 4051 code for a protein of 1237 amino acids. Gene Ontology annotation, molecular function: protein tyrosine phosphatase activity. Lineage: Eukaryota; Metazoa; Chordata; Actinopteri; Cichliformes; Cichlidae. Gene Ontology annotation, cellular component: cytoskeleton; cytoplasm. Gene Ontology annotation, biological process: protein dephosphorylation.
AACACGCUUGGAACUUGGAGUGAUCGCUUGGACCAAGAGGCAUGGGGUGCAGUGGUAGUUUGGAUCGAGAACAAACUAGAGCCAAACAAACUACCUCCAAUUCCGAUACAUAUUCAGAAAGCAGCAAUCAAUUGACCUUGAUGGUGGAAUCCCUGAGGACUGACUAAUAGUUGAACUACUAAAUUACAUCUGGUGGCUAACGAUCUGUGUGCUGAUGAUGAUCCUCCUGACGUCUUACCUCCUCACAACUUUGUGGACAUCGUGGAGAAUACUUUCUCUGGACUAAGUGGAGACCACCACCCACCACCCCCCUUCCUCUGUUUAAAAAGUGUGAAACAUGCCCUUGCCGUUUGGCUUAAAACUCAAAAGGACUCGAAGGUAUACUGUUUCAAGCAAGAGCUGUCUUGUCACACGGAUUCAGCUUCUCAAUGGAGAGUUUAUUGAGUUUACGCUCUCAGUGGAGAGCACUGGACAGGAAUGUUUGGAGGCAGUAGCCCAGAGACUCGAGUUAAGGGAGAUAACAUACUUCAGCCUGUGGUACUUCAACAAGCAGAACCAGCAGAGAUGGACUGACUUGGAGAAGCCACUGAAGAAGCAGCUGGACAAGUAUGGGGUGGAGCCCACUGUUUACUUUGGAGUCGUGUUUUACAUACCCAGUGUUACCCAGCUGCAGCAGGAGAUCACAAGAUAUCAGUAUUAUCUACAACUGAAGAAAGAUGUUUUAGAGGGCAGGAUAUCAUGUUCACUGGAACAAGCCAUACGUUUGGCCAGCCUGGCAGUGCAAGCUGACUUUGGAGACUUCAAUCGGUAUGAUUCCCAGGAGUUCCUCCAGAAGUUUGCACUGUUCCCCAUUGACUGGAUUCAGGAUGAGCGAGUGCUGGAAGAGGCCACUCAGAAAGUGGCUCUUCUUUAUCAGUCUUUCAGGGGCUUACCAGCCCCAGAGGCAGAGAUGUUGUACAUGCAGGAGGUUGAGAAAAUGGAGGGCUAUGGCCAAGAAACCUUUCAAGCCAAGGACAGUACAGGUACAGAUGUUACCCUGGGAUCCUCCCUCGAUGGCAUCUUUGUCAAGCACAAAAGCGAGCGUCCACUUCUUCUAUUUAGGUGGCAUGAAAUUAACAACAUGAGUCACAACAAGUCUUUCUUUGCCCUGGAGCUAGCCAACAGAGAAGAGAGUGUUCAGUUUCAGACCGAAGACAUGGAAACCUCCAAAUAUGUGUGCCGGAUGUGUCUGGCCAGACUCAAGUUUUAUAAGAUUAACAUGAGCAGCAUAGAGGAGUGUGACCCCCUGCCUUCUGAGGGCUCCCAGAAGUCCCUUCUCUUUCUAUCCUUUCCUCGUUUUCCAAUGCUUUCGCGUCCCUCUCUGCCUUCUAAUAAGGGCCAAACCCAGCCCACGGUUGUUAACCCAGUCAGGCGGAGAUCCUCUACGAGAAUAUCUCUGCCAAAGCCACAGACCUACAUGAUUCCCCCUCCACAAAUGCACUACAAUGGCCAUUUCACAGAGCCUUACACAUCAUCACAGGACAACCUGUACAUGAACAGUCAGAAUGGUUUUUACUACCACUCUCAGACCAGUCUGGACUGCUCUCCUCUAGAAUACAGCAGCGGAGGACGUUUACGUAAUGGCAGUGUGUACAGUGCCCACAGUACUAGCUCCCUAACCAAUCCCCAGCACUACCUUCAGCCCUCACCCAUGUCUUCCAACCCCUCUAUUACAAGUGACAUCACCAGACCAGACUAUGUCCCCUCUCACCGGCACAGCGCUCUCAUCCCACCUUCCUAUCGCGCCACUCCUGAUUAUGAGACAGUGAUGCGUCAGAAGAACCGAGGUGCAGGGGGAGGAAUGGUUUUGUCUCAAGAGCACAGGCAGAGCCACUCUAUGAGGAACCUAAAUAUUGGAAACUCCUAUGCCUACAGUAGACCAGACCCUCUAGUUUACAGCCAGCCAGAAAUCAGGGGGGAGCAUGGCGGGAUAGCCCAGCACCACCACUAUCCCUUGCAUUUGGGUUCCAGCUUCCACAGCCCUUCUCCAUACCCCUACCCUACAGAGAGAAGGUCUGUUGUGGGGGCAGUCAGUGUCCCAGAGCUCACAAAUGUCCAGUUACAACAGGCACAAGAGUAUCCCGCCCCCAACAUCAUGAAGACGCAUGUGUACAGAUCGCCUCCACCCUACCCAUAUGCUCAUCCUAGACCAGCUAACAGCACACCUGAUCUGUCACGUCACCUCUAUGUCAGCAGCAGCAAUCCAGACCUGAUCAUAACAAGGCGUGUGCACCACUCAGUCCAGACCUUUCAAGAGGACAGUCUGCCUGUUGCGCACUCCUUGCAAGAAGUCUCAGAGCCUCUCUUUAGUGGACCACCACAAAGACAGCAGUACCAUGCUCAGAAACGUAACUCCAUUGAGAUUGCUGGGUUGGCACAUAGUUUUGAGGGAAUAAGGGUCAAAGAGCGCACCGUGUCUUCUUCAGCAGCUGAAACAGCCACACCCCCUCCAGUCCUACAUGGCGGGCGCUCUCAGGGAUCCCAGCUGAAUGUGUUUUUGGAACGUACAAAGACAGGGGACAUUGAAGACAUUAAAGAGGAUGUGCAGUAUGGACACAAAAAGUCCCUUUCAGACGCCACCAUGCUAGUUCACAGUAGUGGUGAAGAAGAGGACUUUGAGGAUGACAGUGGACGUCACACUCCACUUUCUCGGGACGCAUUUGUUCCCGAGCAGCCACCACAGCAGCAUCACAGCCUGACAUCUCUUACUUCUCUGACACAUCAGCAGCAGACUCCUAUAGAGCCUCCUCCUGCAUAUCCCAUGCGCUCUUCCCUCGACCCCUCUAUAACCAGCACCUUGGCCUAUAAGGUUCAUCCCCUGAUCCAAGAAGAUGAGCCACCAUACUGUACUGUAGAGUUACGACAGCCCAGGAUUAUGCCUUCGGUUUCAGAGGGAGACCUGAGUGGCCAGAGUAAGCAGAGGCCUAAGAAAGACUUCAAGACGAGGCCUGUGUCUGAUGUCUCUCCAGGGAAGAAAGCAAUAGAAGGUUUACCCCCGCCGGGCAUGAAGAAAAGGGAUAGAUCAGAGGUGAAGAAGAUGGGCCCUCUGAAGGUGGCCCACCUCAACGGCUUGUCCAUAUCCAGGCCGCCAGUGCACAGCGAGGUUAAGGAUGAGCCUGAACAAGCCUCUGAUGAUGAUAGGUGUAAAAUGCUGGAGCAGCACAUGGAGAGGGGUGAGCUGUUAAAGGAGUACGAGAGCAUCCCAAAACGUCUAAGAGAGGAGUGCACAAUUGCCCAGCUGCCGGAGAGCAGAGAGAGGAACCGCUUCCAUGACGUCCUGCCUUAUGACGACACCCGAGUGGAGCUGGUUCCCACUAAAGAGAACAACACAGGCUACAUUAAUGCAUCACAUAUUAGAAUGACAGUAUGUGGACAGGAGUGGAAUUACAUUGCCUCACAGGGUCCCAUGUCGCACACGUGUCAGGACUUCUGGCAGAUGGUGUGGGAACAGGGUGUCUCCAUCAUUGCCAUGGUCACUGCCGAAGAGGAGAGCGGUCGAGAAAAGAGCUACAGGUACUGGCCCCGACUUGGCUCACGGCACAACACAGUGACGUACGGGCGCUUCAAGAUCACCACGAGGUUCCGCACAGAGUCUGGCUGCUACGCCACCACUGGGCUCAAGAUCAAACACCUCUUGACGCAACAAGAGAGGACUGUCUGGCACCUGCAGUAUACAGACUGGCCUGACCACGGCUGUCCUGAGGACUUAAAAGGCUUCCUCACCUACUUGGAGGAAAUCCAGUCUGUAAGAAGACACACAAAUAGCAUCAGUGACCCAAAGAACUCUAACCAGCCUGUGCUGGUGCACUGCAGCGCUGGAGUGGGUCGGACUGGAGUGGUCAUCCUGUCUGAGAUCAUGAUAGCUUGUCUAGAGCACAACGAGGCACUGACGGUUUCCAGAUACCUGGAGGAGCUGCGCAAUCAGAGGAUGUUGAUGGUUCAGACCUUGUCCCAGUACACCUUCGUUUAUAAGGUCAUCAUCCAUUACAUCCGCAACUCCAGGCUAAUCUGAUCACGGGAAACCAGCACAAAUCAUUGCAGUGGAUUUUGCGCCACAGUUAUGCCAAACUGCAGUGCAGUGAUGCAGAUGUUUGAAUCUCUUCAGGAAUGUAGCAGCCUACAUUUGGACUCUGUUCUGGCUACGUAUUAGAUCAGGCAAGCCUGGAGGUAUCGAUUGUUGAGAUAUGCAAGACGCUGUGCCACAUGAAGGAGCACAAAGACUUAUGACCUGUCUCGAAACAGUAUUAUAUAUUAUUUCUUACAUAUAUUGCUACUUUAUAAAGCCCAGCACUUUCAGAGUACCAUACUGUAGAUAAAGAACCAAUAUUAAGCUGCAUUAAAAUUAUACAUAUAUAUCAAAGAUAAUUGAUUUUUAACUUGACUAAGAACACUUUUGUCAGUAUGUUUUGAAUGGCUGUUGCUUUAUUAAUACCGAUAAAGAAUCUUUUUUUUUUAAGUUUGGAAAAGCUUGGAAAAAUAUGUUUGAUAUGAAGUCCUCAAUCAAAUCAUUCAUCAUAUUUAAAAACUUUAUUUAGUGACCUCUGCUGGUGCAGAUACAGAAUGAUGCUAAUUCAUACCAUAAACCAUACCAUAUGGAUGUGUUUUUUUUUUUUUUUUUUUGUGUAGCAGCUUAAUUGUCUUCAUUAGGAAUAGUAUUUUUAAAAACUGCCAUACCCACCCCAGCAUUUGUUUACUGAAACAAUACACCUGCUGACAGAGGCGUGGGACAUGACGGAUCGGGUUUUUGUAAAACACUGGACUGAUUGAAGUAGAAAGUCACUGCACGGGUUUUACAAGCAUAUACGUGCUUAAAAUGUGCUGGGUUUAGAGUAGAACUGGAAAAUAGGUUUUAUACAUUUAUACAUCUUUUUAUCUUAUACUGAAAAUGAAGCAUUUAAGUUUCUGCACUGUAGCACAGGGCUCUGUAGUUUGGUAAAAUAUGAAGGAGUGCAGUGAUGGUUUCAGAAGCACAAGGAUUGAAAACAAUAAAUUCACCUUGUUCCUGAUGUCACAACAGCUGCUCUUUUGUUUCAAUAAAGUGCAUAAAGCUUAAAAGAUGCCGCAGUAUAACACUAACAGAAUGUGUGCAGUGUGUUUUGCAUUACCUCUGCUGGCUGUGGUGCUCAAAUUAAAUAGGAAGUACAAACUUGUAUGGCAAGGGUAUCUAGUUUCAGUAUUCUGUCUGCCAUACUUGUCAUAGCCGAGUCCAGUGAGUUGGAGUAAUCGACACUUGCUGCUUUAAGAAAUGGCCGCCUGACUAUUAAUGAACACUUGCACGGUCCUCUCAAACUGGAGUUUGGUUUAGUUGUCACUGCCACACAUUUAAAUUGCAUCCAGACCCAUUGUCUCUGUGCAGAAAUGAUGUUGAUUUCAGUUGAAGGUGCCAAAGUGAUACUACUUUUACUGACCUUGUUUUUGCAUCAAAGGAACAUGAGACACAUGGAGGGAAAAAAUAUAGUUGCUGAGAUUUCUUUUAAGUGGAACUUUUUGGAGACCCGUGAUUUCCUUCAGAUUGCUUGGUUUUGGUAGAACGACAGUCUUAGUUUGGAGACUGAAAAAGAUGAUGUAAACAUUUUGUCCAUGUACAGGUAUGUUGUUCAUAAUGUACACAAUGUAAAAGUCUACUUUGAUAAAUGUUGAUUGUUGUACAAAUUGUGUAUAAAUGUAUCUUAUUGAACUGGACAAAAAAAAAAAAAAAAUGUGUA